AGCGAUAUCUUUCCUGAGCAAUUCCAGUGUCAUUUAGACCAACGGCAGACUGCUGCUGAUAAUAGCUUCCGCAGAUUGUUGCGGAGAUAGGAAAUCUAAAGAAGAAGUUAGUAAUUCCACAUCAUGGACGACACCAUCAACAUACUGAUCGAAGACGACUUUCAAAAAGAGGUCGACCGUAUAUUUAAUCGGAUAAUCAAGAUAGCAGAGGAAUACAAGCCAGAAAGCAUCAACCAGCAAGGAACAGCACCACCUCCAUAUGUAGCAACCCCGAAGGAAGAACUAAAACAUAUAGGACCGAAGAAACUAACAAUUCCGGAACUAAAGGCGCGAACUGAAGCGAAGAAGGAAGCAGAGGAGCGACAUCAACAAAAAUUUAAGAAGACAAGAGGAGGUAAACGGCAGAAAUUAAGAAAGGAAAAAGCAGAGUACUACAGACUGGCAACUAUCGCAACGGGGAACCAGAAGAACGGAUUUAUAAAGAAAGCCAAGGAGAUAGCAGAACAAUUGCGACUACUCAAGCAGAACGUUAAACAUGGGCAAUUGCAGCUCGACAACCAACAACAGCCUCGUGACUGA
Hermetia illucens (black soldier fly) is the source of this 579-nucleotide messenger RNA. RefSeq lists its product as uncharacterized. The record is from RefSeq and is a predicted model, not a curated record. Lineage: Eukaryota; Metazoa; Arthropoda; Insecta; Diptera; Stratiomyidae. The coding region runs from base 124 to 579 and encodes 151 amino acids. The transcript is spliced from 2 exons.